Messenger RNA from Humulus lupulus (European hop), 1508 nucleotides. RefSeq lists its product as uncharacterized. NCBI's taxonomy places the organism in Eukaryota, Viridiplantae, Streptophyta, Magnoliopsida, Rosales, Cannabaceae. Bases 223 to 1224 code for a protein of 333 amino acids. The record is from RefSeq and is a predicted model, not a curated record. Gene Ontology annotation, molecular function: thiolester hydrolase activity; palmitoyl hydrolase activity. The transcript is spliced from 12 exons. Gene Ontology annotation, cellular component: intracellular membrane-bounded organelle.
UUUACACGGAUAGGAGCGAACAAAAAAAAAGUCAUUGACACCAAAUUCAUCAUGUACAUGGAUGGUCGGAGAGAAAGGUAGCUACCGGGUACCAAACAUCUCAGUUGGGUUUCCGCAGCCGCAGGCGAGAAGAUUCUCUGUCGCCGAUGAUCUAGAAACCUGAAUUUCAAAUUUCUCUAAAAUCUCAGUACCACAUCAACAAAAGUCUGUUUUGAAACAUCAAUGGGUUCUCUUCCAUUACCAACCAUCCUAUUCAUCUUUAUCUUUAUCAUUCCACUCGCUCACUCUGUUCCUUUCAUUGUUUUGCAUGGCAUUGGAGAUAAAUGCAGCAAUAGAGGAAUUACACAUUUCACUGAGCUCCUUAGCAACUGGUCUAGUUCUCAAGGAUACUGCUUAGAAAUUGGAGAUGGUUCUUGGGAUUCCUGGACAAUGCCUCUGUUUGAACAAACGUCCAUUGUUUGUGAAAAGGUGAAGAACAUGAGUGAAUUGAGUGAUGGAUACAGCAUCGUUGGACUUUCACAGGGCAAUUUGGUUGGUCGAGGUGUAAUUGAACUUUGUGAUGGAGGACCUCCUGUUAAAAAUUUUGUAUCCAUUGGAGGUCCUCAUGCUGGUACCGCUUCUAUUCCACUUUGUGGAUCUGGGUGGUUUUGCAUUCUUAUUGACACUUUAAUCAAGUCGGAGAUCUACAGCAACUUUGUCCAGGAACACUUGGCUCCGAGUGGUUAUCUUAAAAUCCCAACUGACAUUGAUACCUAUCUGAAAGGCUGCCAUUUUCUCCCGAAGCUUAAUAACGAAAUCAUUGACGGGAGAAAUUCCACUUACAAGGAAAGAUUUUCAAGUAUAGUUAAUUUGGUACUUAUAAUGUUUGAGCAUGAUACUGUCGUAGUACCUAAGGAAACCUCCUGGUUUGGAUUUUAUCCGGAUGGGACCUUCGAUUCUGUUCUAACCCCACAAGAGACAAAGCUCUACAUUGAAGAUUGGAUUGGGUUGAGAACUUUAGAUGAAGCGGAGAAAGUCAAAUUCAUUAGUGUACCAGGAAAUCAUCUACAAGUCUCAAGAAACGACAUGAAAAAGUACAUAGUACCGUAUCUGGUGGAUGAGUCAUCAACACAGCUGAUCAUAGCAAAAUCUUCGUCUUAUAAUCAGUUUUCUUCAAUCUGGAACAAGUUCUUGGAGUUGGCUGCACUUACAGAGGGUCGGCUAUUGUUGCAGUUCAUUAAGUAAUCAUAUCGCUCUUGAUUCAGUGGCAACAAGAGGAAUUCAAUAAUUUAAAAAUUAGAAAGUUAGUAACGGAAGAUCUUCGAUUUAACACUUUACAACGUACACAUGUACCACGAAUUUAAUGCAAAUGUUAUAACUAUUUAUGUGUUAGUGUGAAAAAACUUGGACCCUACUUUCUUAGUGUUGUAUUAUGGGAUCAUGGUGACUGACCGCAUUUUGAUUGGCUACUGACAAUUCAGUUACUUAACAUUUAAUUUUCUAUUAAAUUUUCAAGGGUUUUCACGAGA